Molecule: messenger RNA, 445 nt
Organism: Zingiber officinale
Lineage: Eukaryota; Viridiplantae; Streptophyta; Magnoliopsida; Zingiberales; Zingiberaceae
Product: polyamine oxidase 3-like
Exons: 4
Coding region: 60-359 (99 amino acids)
Molecular function (GO): oxidoreductase activity
Source: RefSeq, a predicted model, not a curated record
CUCGGGAUAGAAUUGGUGGUCGAGUUCACACUAACUACUCAUUUGGUUUUCCUGUUGACAUGGGAGCAGCCUGGUUGCAUGGUGUCUGCAACAAGAAUCCAUUGGCAUCUUGGAUUGGAAGACUUGGUCUACCAAUUUAUCGAACUUCUGGUGACAAUUCUGUCUUGUAUGAUCAUGACUUGGAGAGCUACGCACUCUUUGAUGGUGAUGGACAUCAAGUGCCUCAAGAUCUAGUGGAAAAAGUUGGUAAGGUGUUUGAAACCAUUCUGGAAGAGGCUAACAAACUCAGGUAUGAAACAAAUGAAGACAUGUCUAUAGCACAGGCUAUUAAGCUAGUCAUGGAGAGGCAUUCAAUAUGAUGCAUUAUUAAUGAAUUAAGUCUACUUUAUGAGAUUUCAGAUUUUUUUAUUAUUCAUAGGCAUUUAGUUUAGAUCAAGUGACAUUU